Ceratitis capitata (Mediterranean fruit fly) is the source of this 4522-nucleotide messenger RNA. It is a transcript of the gene GAPcenA, whose product is annotated as rab GTPase-activating protein 1-like. The record is from RefSeq and is a predicted model, not a curated record. The transcript has 11 exons. Bases 505 to 4230 code for a protein of 1241 amino acids. NCBI's taxonomy places the organism in Eukaryota, Metazoa, Arthropoda, Insecta, Diptera, Tephritidae.
UUUCAAAUAAAAACAAUUUUCCUUUUUUCUAAAAAAAAAAGUUCACGUUUUGAGAAAAGUUACAGAAAAAAGUAAACCACAUGGGUCGUAUAAUGUAGUCGAGUUUAAAAAUAACAACUUUAAAAUGUGAAAGAACCAAGCGCAAAACGAAUUAUCAUGGAAUACCAGCUAAGUAUUGCACUGUAGUUUUAUUUUCAUUGCUUUACCCAUUGUAAACCUUGAGUAUUGUUCAAAACGAAACGCGGCCGUCCCUUAUAAUACGCACUUACAUAUCUACCUGGAGUAACAUUCUAGCAUACAUACAUACACAUUUGUAUGACCUUUCGCACAUCGCUUUCAUUUACCUAUCUGAAAGUCUAGAAGCCAGUACGAACAGAGCAUUUGCUCCUGCUAAUAAAUACAACAAUAAAGAAAAAAGUGAAAUUUGUUAAUCGGGAAAAAAGAAAAAUAUACACAUUUACAUCGGAAAAUAUUCGCCGGUAUAAAUAUAUCUGAUAACGAGUCAUGGAUGAUAACCUUAGUGUGAAGUCUUCUGAAUCCUCAUUAACUACAAGUGGAGAAUAUGAAAUUGUUUCCGAAAGUAAUAUUGCAUCACCAAUAGAACAAAUGUCAGGCAACGAGUCUAUUUUGUCAACACCGAUGAAUAACAAAUCACCAACGCUUAAUAUUGCCAAUAAUCGCGAUAUUACAGACUUGCAACACGCAAUGAAGGAUGCUUUGCGUGAUAUAGAUGCUCAUUCAGACACUUCUUCAACAGCACCCAAGGCGGUGGCGUUGAAUAAACAAAAAUCUCUGACAUUACCAUUAGCUGGUACUUCGAGCCCGGUAUUGCUGGUUCCAGCAAUCGACUGUGGACAGCAACAGUUAGUUCCAUCGAAUACUGCAAUGAAGUCACAACCACAAAAUCGCCAUAACACUGAAUUCACUGUAACACCGAAAAGCGAUGACGCGUCAACAUCGGAACAUAAUCGUGUUGGCCAAUCGGUAUUUUAUGAUUGUAUUGAUGCAAGCCCAGGGGGUGUUGGUGGUGCUGGCGUCGAAGAGAAACAGGAUCUCAUGAAGCCGGAGAAAAAUGAUACAGAUGAAGAAGUUUCGGAAAUAGAUCAGGGCUGCACCAUAUUUUCGGGUGUCACGUAUUUAGGAGCUGCAAAUAUAAAUGCGCCAAAGUCGGAAAUUGACAUUUACCGUAUAAUGAAUGAAUUAAAUAGUAAUUCAGAGUCGGUUGGGCUUAAAAUAUCAGUAAGCAUACCUAACUGUUCGGACGGACUCGUUGUAUUGCACGACGCUGAAACCAACUCUGUUAUAGCCACCUAUGAGAUACAAAGCAUUAUUUUAUACUUUCGCGGUCCGGUAGAAACAUCUGAAAAUGGUUGCUUUGCAUUUACUUGGUUACAUGGCGAUUCGCUGUUUCAGUGCCAUGUUUUCCGUUGCCAUAUACCCGAAGCGGUCAAUCAAGUCAGCGCAUGUUUCCAAAAGGCCUUUCGUACAUAUCCGCCAAGCUUGACAUGUAGCUUAACCUCAGCUAUUGACACCAAUAAUAUGAACUCCAUAACAUCUGAUGUGAGUGGAAAUCCAAUAAAUACUGCCGGCUAUGAGUUUAUAGUGUCUUUGGAAAUUCGUGAAAAAGUCGCUAAGAACUCCUUUUCGGCUGUGCCACGUGAUCGAAAUUGUUUCAAAUUGCGCGCAAAUACAGACAAAGAAGUUAUUAUUACGGUGAAGCAAACAUCUUCAAAUAUAUUACAACCGUUAUUUAUAGAGCGUUGCUUCGGUGUACUAUUGAGCCCUGGAAAAUUGGUGCGUCAGGGCGAUAUGCAACUAAUUGAUAUGGUGAGCAUGAGUUAUCAAUUGCCCACCACCACCGCUGGUGGGGGUAAUGGAAACAAUGCAACUUCUGGAAGUAUAGCUUCUGGCGAAAAUGCUUUUGGUUCGGCAGCUAUGCAACAUUGCCUAAAUCCCUAUGUAAUACGUGCUGAAUGGAAAGCUAACGAAGCUGCAUUUGAACAAUUAAAUGUUGAGGCGUCUAAAAAUUUUCUUACUGUAGCUGUGGAUAUAGUGGUGCGUGGAAUACGCGAUCCUGUGCGCUUUGUAAUCGAGACACCGGUCGUAAUACAGUCGGCAAGUGAGAUACGUAUUAUGGAUCACUUUAUAUCCAAGCGGCCAAUGACUUUACGUUUUUAUUUACAACUGGAACGCACUAAUGACGAAUUCAAUUGGAAAGUUAACUCAAUUGAUCCCUCUGAGGAAAUAAAUGAACCAACACAGUCGAGUUCACUUUUAAAGUUUGGAAUGAAUAACUUGUCACGUAUUGUACGUUCCUCAUCGAGUAUAUCUAUUGAGGAUGAUUGCCCCACAGACUAUAGUAGUGAUGGUGAUGAACCAUUAUUGAGUGGUACUGGUGAAGUAUCUAAGGAAUGCUCACAAGACAAACUAGAUGAAUGGGAUCCAAUACUAAAGGAAUGGGAUGGCGAGAAAAGACCAAAAAAUUUGGCACCAUUAGUACGUUUAGGUAUACCAGAAGCUUUACGUGAAAAAAUAUGGCAGAAGCUGACAAAUGUUGAGAGCAAAACCGAAAUGCUGGACAUGUACAAGAUUUUAAUAACCAAAGAAACAAAAUGUGAAACUGUUAUACAACGGGAUAUACACAGAACUUUCCCAGCACAUAAAUGUUUCAAAGAAACUGGUGGUUCUGGACAAGACUCACUUUUUAAGGUCUCAAAGGCAUAUGCCGUAUAUGAUAGCGAAGUUGGUUAUUGCCAGGGUUUAAGUUUCAUUGCCGCUAGCCUGUUAUUGCAUAUGCCUGAAGAAGACGCAUUUUGUGUGCUGACUGCACUUAUGUACGAUUAUGGACUCCGUGAAAUGUAUAAGCAAGGUUUUGAAGCACUUUACUUGCGCUUAUAUCAACUUGACCGUUUAAUCAAAGAUCAAUUACCCAAAUUAUAUGAACAUUUUGUCGCAUGUGGCAUUGAAACACACAUGUACGCCUCGCAAUGGUUUCUUACACUCUUCACAGCACGUUUCCCACUAUGUUUCGUAUUUCACGUACUCGAUGUAUUCCUUCUCGACGGCAUGCCAUUGUUAUUUCAAGUCGCUAUAACUUUGCUAUCCAUCUGUGAGCCUGACUUACGUCAACUUGAUUUCGAAGGUAUACUUAAGUAUUUUCGCGUAACGCUACCGAAGAAAUGUCGAAGCCCUAGUCAGGCACGUCGAGUUAUGAAAAUGGCUUGCGAACGAAAAAUCAAAAAAUUGAAGCAGUACGAGGAAGAGUUCCAAUUGAAAAAGCAGCACAAAGAACGUAUGGAAAAGGAGGCACAAAUCUAUGAAAAUCGUUUUGGAGACGAAAGGCGCAAAUUGCAAGCGGAGAUUGAUGAACUGCAAAAGAAAUUGAGUGAAGCUAAUGAACGAGCAGUAGAAAAUGAAAAGAAACACACAGGCAUAAUUCAAGACUAUAAGCAAAUAAUUCAACGAUUGGAAAAUGAUAUGACCAACUACAAUGAGUCGCUGGGAAACGUGAUGAACAUUGUGUCCAAGUGCAAGAAUUGUAUUCAAAAAAUGGAAAAUACUGAUCACAGCGUAAAACUCCCGUCUGUAAUCACCAGAAAAAUGAGUAUUAGAGAAAUACAACAAUGUCAGGAGAUGUUGACAACAGAAGCACCACUUGGCCCGCUUGAUCCAAUAAAUAUUGCAGCACAACGUAUCCGUGAGCUGGAGUUGGAAUUAGCACACGCAAAAUUACAACACGUUGAGGCAGAAUGCCGCAAUCAAAGUUUGACUCAUCAGUUGACCGCCACCAUAACUGAAAUGCACGCCAAUCGCAAUAGUUGGCAACCAUGGCUUUCAAAAACACUUAAUUCACUACAAGAGAAGGUAACAACACGUGGCAGUCGUGAUGCUACCUUACCAACAUUCCAAUCAUAUACGCAACAUGCAUCUGCUAGUACAUCAGCAGCUGGUAGCGAGACUAAUUCACCUAGCAGUAAUCAGGAGUUUAAAGCAUUUUCUGUAGGAGGUUCUCCAAAAUUAUCAGCGAAAUUUCAGAACGUCAAGCUGCGUAAUAGCAUCGAUAGUUUACGCAACACAUUAGUGCCCUUGGACAACAGCGUAGAUGGGCGAGUAAUUGGUGUGGGUGUUGGUGGUGUUGUUGCUGUUGGUGCUAAUGCAACUGUUGGUACGGCUAAUAACGCAGCUGAUCGCUUCCGACAGCUCAUGGAACCGCAGCCAACAUUGAUUUAAAUGUCGACCUACAUGAAAGAUUAAAUAUUACGCUAACAUACAUAUAAAGAAUUAACUAAAGAAAAAUGUUUCUCAAAAAAUGUAUAUUAUUAUAAGGCUUAAUAAUAAUACUCACGUAAUUGCACACAUAAUCAAUUUCAUAUAUACUCGUACAUAUAAACAAAUAUAUACAUAUAAUCGUAUAUAUAACACCAUAUAUUUACGUAUUUAUAAAUACGUUAAGGCUUAGUACAUGCAUACAUAUGUAUGUAUGUAUGUAUAUCUAUCUAUAAAUAUAGCAAUGAUCAUAAUA